Messenger RNA from Asterias rubens (European starfish), 1710 nucleotides. Its product is annotated as aminoacyl tRNA synthase complex-interacting multifunctional protein 2-like. The transcript has 4 exons. The record is from RefSeq and is a predicted model, not a curated record. Gene Ontology annotation, cellular component: aminoacyl-tRNA synthetase multienzyme complex. NCBI's taxonomy places the organism in Eukaryota, Metazoa, Echinodermata, Asteroidea, Forcipulatida, Asteriidae. Bases 177 to 1070 code for a protein of 297 amino acids.
GUAGGAAACAUUGCAUCAAAUUGCUGUGCUUACUUGCGGUGCACACAAACACAUGGGUUGGGGUUUUGUACACACAUACAGGACAUGUGUAUUCCUUUCCGUACAAUUCUGCCAUACGCGGGCCGUUGUAACUCAAUCGCUUCUCGAAACGAUGUUCCAUAUUUAGUUGUAGAACAAUGAAUGGACCAGCAAUGUACAAAGUUGAGCCAUAUUACGACUUUGAUAAAACUCCAGUUGAGCUUCCUACGUGCAUGUUUAAGAUGGACAGUUAUCACGGUGACAAAACAGGCGAAAAUGAGGUCACAGAGGAUCCGAAGCUUGUUGAGCUGGAACGACGCCAAGAGCAUAUUCUACAAGAGCUGAGAUCCCUCGAGGGUGAAGUAUCAUCUCUUGCCAUCAAGUUCAAACCAGCAGCACGUGCAGUUACACAACAAUGCACAAAUUUGGGAGGGAUAAUCCACGAUAUUGUUGUCUACGCCAACCCAGCCCAGCCACCGCAUUCACUGAGCGUACUCUUUGAAAUGCUUAGAGAACGCUACAGGUGUCGAUCUUCAGUGCAUGUGCAUUCAUCUGUAAACUCGCUGCCGGACAAGCUGUGGGGUUGCCUUGGAAAUGGAGUUAAACAGUUGGACAGAUCCGAAGCUCAAAUAUCACUCACGUUGAUAUGGAAAGAUGUGUCCCAUGGUCCUAUCAUGAUGGUAGCUGCACCUUCCCAAUCGCCCAUCCAUGGGGAGGCAAACAUUGCCCGCUAUGUCACCCGACUCCUCAACCCAGGUUUCGAUACAACAGACAUUGCCCUGGCGUCAUCAGUCGACCAGUGGUUGGAUCUAGCAACGGGGGCUCUGCUAAAUGGUAGCUCCAAGGAGAAAGCUGCAGCCGUUCGCUCGAUGAAUUCACGCCUCGGAAAGAGGGACUGGCUGGUCGGGUCGUCGGUAUCUGUCGCAGACGCCGUCUGUUGGAGUGCUGUACAAAGUGCAGGACAGGUGGCAGGGGCACCGGCUAAUGUACAGAAGUGGUUAAAAGCAUGUGCUACUCAGGAUUUAUUCAAAAUGGCAGCUAGCUGUUGUUAACAAUGAAUACCUUUGUAGUACCAAUAAGUACAGGCCACUAAAGAUACUAACAUUUGUUUCUCUCAAUGUCAAAUCUUGAAAAAAAUGUAUAAAACAGUACAGCUGCUGGGUAUAGUGUUACUGUCCUGGAAUUAUACGCAGGUGCAUGGAGUCCAUGGCCUCUGUUGACACUGGUCUUGGCCUUGGUGCCAUUCAAAAGUUUACAAAUGACUUAAAGAUUUUUCAAUGGAAGUGCCCUUUGCAAAAUGAAAAAGGCCUUGCCCUUUCAACGUGUUCAAAAUGAAAUUCUGGGCCUGAUGUUGAAGUGCGUUAUUUUUUUGUUUGUGCAUAAAAUAGGUGAUUUAUUCAAUGACACUUGUUUGAAACAAACAUUUUAAAUGCUCAUUUUUGUUUAAGUUGCUUGAUUUUUCAAAGGUUGACUUAGUCAUGGUAGGCUUGAAAAAACAGAAAUCGUUUGCUAUUUAUAAAAAAGAUAAUUCCUGUUAUUGAAUUUUUAUGACAAACAUUGUAUGUGUUUUAAGACAGUUAUUGACAUUAUAAGUGGUAGCAAUAUGAUAUAAAGUUUGCAGUGGCUGAUUAAAUGGGACGUUAUUGUAGAGAUAAAUAUGUUAAUAAAUUAAAGAUAGUAAAACCUACUACA